Zerene cesonia (dogface butterfly) is the source of this 5564-nucleotide messenger RNA. RefSeq names its product DNA polymerase zeta catalytic subunit (gene DNApol-zeta). Gene Ontology annotation, cellular component: zeta DNA polymerase complex; nucleus. Gene Ontology annotation, molecular function: DNA binding; nucleotide binding; DNA-directed DNA polymerase activity. The transcript has 20 exons. Gene Ontology annotation, biological process: error-prone translesion synthesis; double-strand break repair via homologous recombination. Bases 257 to 5476 code for a protein of 1739 amino acids. NCBI's taxonomy places the organism in Eukaryota, Metazoa, Arthropoda, Insecta, Lepidoptera, Pieridae. The record is from RefSeq and is a predicted model, not a curated record.
UCACAAUAAUUUAACCCGUGAUAACGUGAUAAUAUCAUUCAAUGAUCAAUGUGUUCUUUUUAAGUUGAAGUCUUUAAAACUUGAGAAUAUUAUUUAAUUUGCAAUAACGAAACGAAAACUCAAGAAAUAUAAGUCUUUAUGAAUAAUUGUAAAUUGCAAUUUCACAUUUUUUUGCUAUAUAUUGAGCAAUUCUUAAACAAAUUAAAUAUGUAAAAGUUUUAAACCAUAUUUUUUGCUUAUUAGAAAUUCUAAGAAUAUGGAAAGCUCUCUCCAAAAUACUUACAUGAAAACAACUAAUUCUAAUAGUCAUACAGGAAGUCUUGAGUUAAAACCUGAAUUUUCUGUGAGGAUCGUUGUAUGUGAUUCAUAUUUAACAAAACCAUUACCAGGAAUUGAUGUCAUCUACUCCGAAUUUAGAGGAAGCGAUAUAAAACAGGUUCCAAUUCUUAGAAUAUUUGGUUCUACACCAGAUGGAAGGAAAGCUUGCCUUCAUGUACAUGGAGUUUUCCCUUACUUUUACAUACCCUGCCCUACAUCAAGUCCCGAACCACAGUUCUUAUAUCAAGUUGCCGUCAGUCUUGAUAAAGCGCUUAAUAUAGCUCUAAAACAAGCAAAUUCUUCUAAUCAACAUGUGUAUAAAAUUUCCCUAGUUAAAGGACUACCUUUCUAUGGAUUUCAUGAUAAGGAACAUCUUUUUUUAAAGGUAUUUCUUUACAACCCUGGUCUAAUUAAGCAAGCAGUUGAACUCUGCAGUAAUGGAGCCAUACUUGGACAAGUAUUACAACCUCACGAGUCUCAUUUGAAUUUUACAUUGCAAUUUUUUAUAGACUUUAACUUAUUUGGCAUGAGCAAUAUUGAUUUACAAACUGUUAUAUUUCGUAAGUCAUUAUCGACCCAAUAUAGCGAUGAGCCAUCUGAUAGUCCCGAAGAUAUCAGCCUAAAACGUGAAAGUAUUUGUUACUAUGAAGCUGAUUGUGUUGCAUCUCACAUAAUUAACAGACUGCGGAUCGGCAAAGGAGAUGGUAUUGAAAAUCCAGGGCUUGAAGAAGUGUGGAAACAGGAAAUGGCAAGACGUCGGGAAUUGAAUGUAUCAAUAGCCUCAAAAUCAUUGUCACAAAACAGAUUGAUGAGUGACGGAACUGAAACACAUCACAAAUUUAAAACUGUAUUUCUCGCUAAAAUUUCGAAUUUAAUAGAUAAACCAGUUGAAGUUGUGACUGAAAAUAAAGAAUUUGUGCACUACCCUGCUGAAAGCUUGGAAGGUUCACAGUUUUUCAAUGCAACUGAUAUAAGUACACACUUACAUGAUAGUAUUUUGAAUAAUAGUGAAAGUGUAAAUAGAAGUUUAAGAAGAAAUAGCAUAAUAAUAAGUAAAUAUGAAGACACAAUUGUUGAUGAAGACAUUGCACUUAAUAGCAGCUUCUCUGUUCAUUAUAGUCAAGUGAACUUGGACAAUGAUGAUUUGGAAUUAGUUGAUAUGUUACAAGAUUUAGACGAGAAGUCUAUAGAUGAUGAUAGUGUGAUGGGGACCCCAUGUAAUCAAAAUGCUGGAGAUGAUACAAAUGAUGAUGAAUAUUCUCAAGUUUUCAAUGAUGAAACUAUUUACCUAGGAGAUAAAUGUGAAGAUACUUUGAAUGAAGAUUCACCAACUUGGCAUGAUUCGUUUUGGGAAGGUGUUAAUAUUCCACAACUUGAUGGUACAUGUGAUGAUGACCAUGUCAAGAAAGUACGCAAACGAAAAAAGAUACCUCUAAAAUUGGGGUUAUCUAGACCUAAAAUAAAAAAUAAGUCUGAAAAAACCAACAUUUCUCAAAACACUAAAGAGGAAUUAGAUGAAUCAGAAGAAAUCAAUGCAUCUAGAGAAACAAUUGAUAGUAUAUCAGAUUUGCAUCUGAAAAGAGUAAAACCAGAGCAUUCCCAGCCAGAUGGUUCCAGUACCAAUAAUUAUCAAGAAAGUCAAUCUCUUCUUGAUAAUGAGUCUAUUUUCAAUUUAGUAAAUAAAAUAGAAACAGCGACUGUAUAUGAUCUCAAAAACAAUUUUGAACCUGAACCUGGUCCUUCAAAUAUAUCGAUGGUUUCCAAAGUACAAGAACGGAUGUUAUCACUGAGUGAUAGUUUAGCUUCCUCGCCCGAUUGUAAAGAUGGUAUAGAGAGUUUCUACGAUCAAUCAAAAUUCUUUGAUUUGUCAGUUGAAAACGAAAUAAAUGUAGAUCACGACAAUUCCACAAAUUUUAAUAGUUUACCUAAAGAAGAUUAUUCUAAAAAUCUUAAGCGAACCUCUUAUUCUCAUCUUUCAAAUACAUCUAAUGAAUUAAAAAUCUAUAAAACAAGUGAUUUAAUAUUAACACCAAAAAUCCGUCCACCCUCUAGAAGCCAUAUUAUGUUAACUUUAAAAAACUACUCAAUACCAAAACAAAGGAAUCCAGAACCUUAUUUUUCCAAUCCCAAAGAUGUCGGAGAUAAAGUAGAAAUUGGCCAGAUUAUAUUAAAAACUGUCAGCAAGUUAUCACAGGACCAAAAACCCUUUGAAAGAGUCAUAGAUACAACUACCAUCGAAGAAUGGCGCCAACUUCUAUUUUUACAAAGAAAUGAAUUGUCAGAAGGUAACUCAAAACCAGAAACUUUAAAAUCUUUACUGGCUGGCAAUCGUCAAUGCAUUUUGAAACCAAUUAAAUUACCUCCAACAAAAAAAGAAGUUAUAAAGUGGUGUCAUAAGGGAACUGGAGAGAACCAAGAUAAAGUCGAAAAAGACGUAGGCAUUACAGAAAUUAGUAAAAACUUAGACGAAAUGGAGACAUCGCAGGCAAUUGGUUUAAAUGACGAUGAUAUAAACAACAGCAUAAGUUUGGAAGACCAGAGUAAACAGGAAUUGGAUAACACUUUACAAAUCACUAUGCACGCAGAUGGAUCCUUUCUCUGCUUCGGAAAUUCUGAAGUGCAAAAUGAAGCAUCUAUUUCUACUCCUGCUAUUGAGGUAGAUUUUCUAACACUGAUGAUAAUAGAAGUACAUACUAAAGUGAGAGGUGAUAUGUGCCCUGACCCUGCAUUAGAUGAUAUAAAAGCUGUUUUUGUAUCUAUAACAAACAAUUGUCCCGAUAACCAUUUUCUAGCGAAACAACUCACUCAGGUAAUCGUUGUUGAUGACUCGAAAACACUAAAACAUUUUGACAGGUGUAUUUUCAAUGAAAAUGUAUUUUAUGUAAAUACUGAAUUAGAUAUUUUUGAUAAAAUCAUCAAUUUAGUAAAAGAACACGACCCUGAUAUCAUGUGUGGUUAUGAAAUCGAAAUGAAUUCAUGGGGUUAUGUCCUAGAAAGAGCUCAGUUUCUUGGUAUAGAAAUAGUUAAGGAAAUAUCUAGAAUCACUGAAAAGUACCGACAGAAGAAAUGGCGGCACGAUGAGAAUGAAAUGGAAGGCAGGAUUAUUGGCAGAAUAACGUUUAAUGUCUGGCGUCUAUUUCGCUAUGAGUUGGCACUCUCCAGUUACAGUUUUGAGAACUGUAUGUAUCAGAUUUUAAAAGAAAGAGUACCCAAGUACAGUUACUCGCAAUUAUCCGAAUGGUGGAAUCAUGAAUCUCGAAUGUUAAGAUGGAUUCCAGUAGAAUAUUAUUUAACCAGAUUGUCGGGAACUGUAAGAAUGCUUGAGAAGCUUGAUAUGAUCAACAGAACGUCAGAGUUAGCAAGGCUUUUCGGCCUGCAAUGGUGGGAGGUGCUCUCCCGUGGAUCACAAUUUCGUGUGGAAUCUCUUAUGCUUAGAGCGGCGAGACCAUUGAAUUUAGUAGCAUUAUCUCCCACUGUUAAACAAAGGGCAGCUAUGCGUGCACCAGAAUGUUUACCACUUAUAUUUGAACCAGAAUCACGUUUUUAUAAUGACCCCGUAAUAGUGAUAGACUUCCAGAGCCUCUAUCCGUCUAUGAUGAUUGCGUACAACUAUUGCUUCUCCACAUGCAUUGGACGUAUACAAAAUAUUAACGGUAGUACACCAUACGAAUUCGGUGCAUGGCGUCUCCGGAUACCAAGGGAAAAAUUAGAAGCGUUAGCGAAAAACGAUUUAAUACACUGGUCUCCAGUGGGCGUGGGGUUUGUUAAGGCGAGCGUUCGUCGUGGAGUGUUGCCAGCUCUAUUGCGGCGAAUACUAGCCGCCCGACAGGCUGUUAAAAAAGGCAUGAAGAUGCAGACCGAUGAAGCUGUGAAGAAGGCCAUGCAUUCGAGGCAAUUGGGUCUGAAGUUAAUAGCAAAUGUUACUUACGGCUAUACCGCUGCUAACUUCAGUGGACGAAUGCCGUGUGUCGAAGUCGGUGAUAGUGUGGUAUCUAAAGGACGGGAGACUUUAGAGAGAGCCAUCAAACUCGUGAGGGAAGGCAAAUGGAAUGCUAAGGUCAUAUAUGGCGACACUGACUCCAUGUUCGUUCUAGUACCCGGUGGCAGUCGGUCUGAAGCCUUUGAAAUAGGUCAAGAAAUAGCUGAUGCAGUGACAGCAGACAACCCCUCACCAGUAGUUCUAAAGUUGGAAAAGGUAUACCAACCGUGCAUUCUACAAACAAAGAAGCGCUAUGUUGGCUACAUGUACGAGAGUGCAGAUCAAGAGAAGCCAGUGUAUGAAGCGAAAGGCAUUGAAACUGUACGCAGAGACGGCUGCCCUGCUAGCGUUAAACUCCUCCAAAGCUCCCUAUGCGAGUUAUUCGAUACCGGUGACAUAUCACGCGUAAAGAAAAUGGUGAAAAAGGUGCUGUCUCGGUUAGUGGACGGUUCUCUGCCACCUCACGAGCUGUUCUUCACGAGAGAGUAUCACGGAGCUGCUGGGUACAGACCAACAGCUGCUGCACCGCCUAAUGAAAUAGCGAAGCGCCUCAUAAGUCGCGACAGCCGCGCCGCGCCGCGCACGAGCUGGCGCGUGUCGUGGCUGGUGAGCGCGGGCGCGCCGGGCACGCCGCUGGUGCGGCUCGCGCGCACGCCCGCUGAGCUGCACCGCGAUUCCAGUUUAGUGCCGCACGUCGCGUACUACGCGACGCGCUCGAUCUUGCCGCCGCUGCAUCGCUGUUUUUCCUUACUUGGUGUUGAUGUUUUCAAAUGGUGGAACGAAGUAGGUCACACACGCGAGGCGCACACCGGCUGCGGUGCGGUCGGUACGGUCGGUACAGCCGGUGCGGCCGGUACGGCAGGGGCGGGCAUCGCGCGCUAUAUGCAGCGCGGGCGGUGCGCGGCGUGCGGAGCGCGGGGGGCGCGCGCGGUCUGCGCCCGCUGCGCACAGCACCCGCGGCCCGCAGUGGCGAUGCUCGCUUCGAGGGAAAACACUACAAGGGGACACCUCGCUGAUACGCAACUAAUCUGUCGUUCAUGCUGCGGCCACAGUAACUAUUUGAAGUGUAAUAACACUGAAUGUCCUGUGCUUUGGCGUCGGGUUUCCGCACAACAAAAAUUAAAUCAACUCCAAGAUGUUUUUGCAAACCUACCAGAACAAUUUAAUACAAAUAGAUAAUUUUUUUAAAUAAUUUAAUAAAACUGCAAUCAUGGGACAAAAUUUCUUAGUAUUAUUUUAUUUCUUAGUAUUAUAUUAUGUAAAACUU